Molecule: messenger RNA, 1344 nt
Organism: Colletotrichum paranaense
Lineage: Eukaryota; Fungi; Ascomycota; Sordariomycetes; Glomerellales; Glomerellaceae
Exons: 3
Coding region: 1-1344 (447 amino acids)
Source: RefSeq, a predicted model, not a curated record
AUGGCGAAUGAGGACAGAGAGACCGAGAAAUGGAAAGCCAAGUUUACGCCAUUGUUGCACGCAUACUUGAGCCGAAAAAAUCCCAGGACGCGACCUACCAUCGAACAACUUGACAAACUCGAGUCGUUCCUGACGUCCGAAACAGAGCAUGUUCAGCACACUCAUUACCUCGGAGAUCUGGAACAGAAGCUACCUCUCAUCAAAAAGAUUUACGAGUCAUUGCCGCAACCCAAUCAUCACAAGAAUCUCGAUACAGCUCGUUUUUGGAGCGGCCUUUGGGCUCUAGAGGUUCACUCUUUAAAGGACAUUGAAGCAAGGUUUGAAGCAAUCCGGUCCGAGAAGCGCAAGGUGCGAAAGCUUCAAGAGUACCUUAAAGCUCUUGACGAUGCAGCAGCCAAAUAUCCAAAAUUGCUCAGAAUGUUCACGAAAGGGUACGACCAGGAGAAGGAUUCCGGCGGGGCACAGCUUGGUGAAGGGACGCCGGGCGACACUGCAUCAACUGCGACAAGAAAACGCCCAGCUUCAACGUCUGAACCGUCGGCGACGCCGCAGAAAAUACCCAAGAAGACGGCCAAGGAGACGCCCCAGAAGACGCGCAACAAAGCAAAAUCUGCCGAAGCACUCAAGCGCGACAACGAACGAUGUAUUGUCACAAAUAUGGAAACACCUCAAGUCUGCCAUAUCAUUCCCUUUGGUUUGUUGAACUGCGAAGAAGCGUUGUGGCCCUUGCUUGAUGCAAUGCAAGCCUGGUUUGGCAAGGAAGCAGUGAUCAAAGCUCAGAGAAUCCUGUGCGAAGAAGACGACGAUAACAUCAUUGAUGAGCCGGCCAACAUGGUCUGCCUAAACCCCCACCUGCAUAAGUGGUGGGCAGACGGCAGGUUCAUGCUUAAGCCAAGAGGACCACCACACAAGGAGCCUGUGGGAGACGACGGCGUUGCGACGGACCUCAAGACUGCCAAUCAGUCGAAUCCUCGUCACUCUAUGAACACACGUCGCGCAGAAAAACAGCCGGCCGAGAGAUUCCGAUGGUGUCAGGAAAUGACUUUUCAUUGGCUUCGAAAGACAGGUUUCCACAUGACGGAUCGUGCCGACUUCAACUGCAAUCCCCGUGACGCGUUCCAGCCCAUAGAUCACAAGACACUUGGGGCAACGAGAUUAGAGCCUUGGGAACUUGUGGUCGACGGACAGCUUAUCAAGGUCUACGCCGAUCGCGAAGCCGACCUGCCCAGCUACGAUCUGUUGCAACUGCAGGCCAACCUUCUCACGGCAUUCUCGCUCACAGCUGCCGCAGACCCGAAGCUUUACGAGUCUGACGACGAGGAUAUGGAUGCGUUUUCUUAUUAG